Molecule: messenger RNA, 1650 nt
Organism: Drepanopeziza brunnea f. sp. 'multigermtubi' MB_m1
Lineage: Eukaryota; Fungi; Ascomycota; Leotiomycetes; Helotiales; Drepanopezizaceae
Source: RefSeq, a predicted model, not a curated record
AUGCAAUUCUACAAUGAUAUCAUCAAGGCCUUCAGCCCCGAUGUCAAGGAACCGGAUGACGAGGAUGAACUAGAGAUUGAGAUGCAAACCUAUCCAGGCCCCGAUGCUAAUACUGCCGGUCAACAAGACGGUGAAUUGGUGGAUGGCACGGAUGAAGGAGAGCCCGAUGUAAGAAUGUCCUGGUUUGAGAUGAUGAUCCGCAUUCUGCUCUUCAGGAGUUCGGGAUACAGCCCUUCCGCAGCUGCUUUGGUGGACUUCCAGCAAGAGAUGGGAAGACGAUCGAAGCUCAAGCAGAAGAAGAAGUGUAGGGGCAGACCGACCUACAAGUUCAUUUCAGUUUCUUCCGACGAAGUCCCAUCCGAUAUCACCUAUGAUCGCAUGAUGAAGGGCGCGACAUACCCACCUCUGAACAGGAACUCUUUCGUCACUUUCUUGAAGAACAUCGACUACAACUACAAUAACUUCCGCUUCAUUGUCCUAUUGCAGCAUUAUGAGCGCUUGCAUGACGCAGUUAGCUGGGAGCACCGAACAGCCCUAAGUCCACCAUGGACUUUUCUGGACGAGCAGCGAGCUAGGAAGGCCUACGAGACAAGUCGUUCAAGAAGAAGAUCUAUCAAGAUUUCCUGUGGCCUGCCAUUCAGAAAUGGAGACUACACUCCGUUAGAUUCUUCGGAUUCUCUCCUUGGCGAGAAUCAGCCGACCACCAGCUUUAACAUAUACAAUCCAACCCCCCUCACCUCCUUGAGGCCAGCAUACCUUGGUCUCCGGAAUGUUAUCGGACUCAGUCUACCUGGUUCCGCUGGUUCCGAUAUUGACUCUGUUGCCCCAUUUUCUUUUGGCACGAGGGACAAUGGCUCCUCGGUUUCAAGCCGAGGUUAUGAUCGCGUAUCAUACGAGGACGAUGAGCAUUUAUUCGGCCCCCGGCUUCCAAUCGCGGUCCAGAACCUUUGGAAGACGGGGAGCCAGAUCAUGACGGAGUUCAUCGCCACCAACGGCGAGCACGCUCUCAAUCUUUCACACUUGGAUCGAGAGAUGACCCUGUACGCUCUCGAGCGUAGCAACCACCCAUCAGCGAUGAACCGCGCCCAAAAGGUUGCUGACGAUGUGCUGAGGAACGACAGCUACCCGAGGUUCCUUCAAGUCUCGAAGCCCGAUGGCAGUCCGAUCCGCCAACGGAUCAUCAAGCUGGUGGGGUGGCUCCUCAUCUCCACCGGCCUCAUCUUCGCGGGCGCGGUCACGAUGUCUCACCUCUCCUGGCUGUACCGCCUCAUUGGAGUCCCCCUCGUCGUCUGCGGCGUCGCCGCCGUGUACGCUGCCCACCUCGGCCUCUGUCUCGUGCUGUACAGUCUCGGCACCUACCAAGCCGAGCCCUGGGACCUGUACACCCCCGCGGACGAGCAGGAGCGAGAACGUAUAAACCCGGAAGUCUUCCUCGACGGCGACUACAAGCCCGGGAAGCGCGGCUGGGUCAAGACGUACAACCGUCGGUACGCCCUCCUCAAGAUCUUCGGCCGAGACACCCCCGUCAAGGAGGCGCGCAUCUUGAACGCGCAGACGGUCAUCGCUGGCCAGGCCAUCUUCCUGGGUCUGCUCGCCGGUGCCAUCAUGGUCGUGCUCGCCAAGGUGGUUCCGACUGUAAAGUACUACUGA